GUGCUGACCCCAGCACAAAUAAAAUCAAUUUGCCUGGCCAUACUAGAAUCAGGAAAGCAGUAUGCAGUGAAGAAGAGGAAACCGUUCCCACUUAUGUAUUCCUACUAUGGAACAGAGUAUCUCGGUGCAGCACAUGGGCUUUCAUCAAUCCUUCAGAUGUUGCUUUCCUAUUAUGAGUACCUGCAGCCAGCAGAUCAGGAGCUUGUGUGGCAGAGCGUUGAUUUUCUUAUGGACCAAGAACAGAACAGCAACUGGCCUCCUGAGCUGGGAGAGACAAUCGAGCGGGAGAAUGAGCUUGUACACUGGUGUCAUGGAGCUCCAGGCAUUGCGUACCUGUUUGCCAAAGCUUACCUGGUUUCCAAGAAGCCUCAAUAUCUGGACACUUGUAUCCGCUGUGGAGAGUUAACUUGGCAGAAAGGCCUGUUGAAGAAGGGACCUGGAAUAUGCCAUGGAGUGGCUGGUAGUGCUUAUGUGUUCCUGCUGCUGUAUAGGCUCACUGGAAACUCGUUUGCAGAGUUCUUAUUUACAGAAGAAUUUAAGGCUGGUUCCCGGGCAUUAGAAAGUGUAUAUAGUCUGUAUGAAGGCUUCUCGGGAACUGUGUGUUUCCUGACUGACUUGCUGCAGCCCAACCAAGCUGAGUUUCCUCUCUUCAGUGUCUUCGUCUAG
Messenger RNA from Balearica regulorum gibbericeps (East African grey crowned-crane), 666 nucleotides. Lineage: Eukaryota; Metazoa; Chordata; Aves; Gruiformes; Gruidae. The record is from RefSeq and is a predicted model, not a curated record.